Messenger RNA from Amaranthus tricolor (Joseph's coat), 2708 nucleotides. RefSeq lists its product as uncharacterized. Lineage: Eukaryota; Viridiplantae; Streptophyta; Magnoliopsida; Caryophyllales; Amaranthaceae. Gene Ontology annotation, biological process: tRNA methylation; tRNA wobble uridine modification. The transcript has 13 exons. Gene Ontology annotation, molecular function: flavin adenine dinucleotide binding. Bases 106 to 2283 code for a protein of 725 amino acids. The record is from RefSeq and is a predicted model, not a curated record.
GUUCAACAAAUUAAAACGGAUUUCCCCGGGCUUAUCCUUUACCGAGGCCAUGGAAACUCCAUAAAACAGACUGGUACUUAUAAUACUCAAGAAAACCAGAAAAAAAUGCUUCGUUCUGCUCCAAUGGCGGAGAUGACUACUAUUCAAUUCAGUCGUAUUACGCGCUAUUUUCCUUUUACAUCUUCCAUUUCAAAUCACUUCCGAUCGCCUUUACUCUUGAAACCUCGCCAUCUCACCUUUCGUUCCAAUCGUCCUCGUCAGCGCCAUCUUUUGUCCUUCACUUCCACAAGGAAAUUCACUGUUUCAGCUUCUAGUCAUGGCGUUGAUGGAGUAUAUGAUGUGAUUGUGGUUGGAGGUGGACAUGCUGGAUGUGAAGCUGCUCUUGCUUCUGCUCGUUUAGGGGCAAGAACUCUUCUUCUCACGCUAAACAUUGAUAGAAUUGCAUGGCAGCCUUGCAACCCGGCAGUUGGUGGGCCAGCAAAAUCACAGCUUGUACAUGAAGUGGAUGCACUUGGUGGUGAGAUGGGAAAAAUUACUGAUAGGUGUUAUCUGCAAAAGCGUGUGCUUAAUACAUCCAGAGGUCCAGCUGUCAGAGCAUUGCGUGCACAAACCGAUAAGAGGGAAUAUUCUAUGCUGAUGAAGAGUGUGGUGGAAAACACAGAUAACCUUUCAAUUAGAGAGGCUAUGGUGACAGAUAUCAUAGUUGGGAAUAAUGAUAAUAUCGAAGGGGUUAGGACAUUCUUUGGAAUGAAUUUCUAUGCACCUUCCGUUGUUCUUACAACUGGGACCUUCAUGAGUGGCAAAAUAUGGGUUGGCAGAACCUCUAUGGAUGCAGGAAGAGCUGGGGAGUCAGCCUCACAUGGACUCACCGAAAACCUUCAACUUGUAGGGUUUGAAACUGAUAGGUUGAAAACAGGGACUCCUGCACGUGUUGACAUUCGAACUGUAGACUUCUCCAAAUUGGAACCUCAGCGUGGAGAUGAAAAGGUCAGCUGGUUUACCUUUGACCCUGAGUUUCAUAUUGAAAGGGAGCAGAUGUGCUGCUAUCUGACACGUACGACAAAGAUCACUCAUGAGCUGAUCAAGGAAAACUUGCAUGAAACUCCAACAUAUGGUGGCUGGGUUGAAGCUAAAGGUCCUAGAUAUUGCCCUUCAAUUGAGGAUAAGAUUGUUAGAUUUCAAGACAAAGAGUCCCAUCAGAUUUUUCUUGAACCGGAGGGCCGGACUGUACCUGAACUUUAUGUACAGGGAUUCUCAACUGGUUUACCUGAGAGACUGCAGCUACCACUACUGCGAACAUUACCUGGACUUGAAAACUGUUCAAUGCUGAGACCAGCUUAUGCAGUGGAAUAUGAUUAUUUGCCAGCUCACCAGUGCUCUAGAUCUCUUAUGACCAAGAAAAUUCAAGGUCUUUUUUUCUCUGGUCAGAUAAAUGGAACAACUGGCUACGAGGAAGCUGCUGCACAGGGCAUUAUUUCGGGGAUAAAUGCUGCGAGGCAUGCAGAUGGCAAGUCCGUCAUUGUUCUUGAGAGAGAAAGCAGCUAUAUUGGCACUUUGAUUGAUGACUUGGUAACCAAAGACCUUCGAGAACCAUAUCGAAUGUUAACAAGCCGCUCAGAACACCGAUUGCUUCUUCGUGCUGAUAAUGCUGAUAGUCGUCUUACAUCGCUGGGCUAUGAAAUCGGUUUAAUUAAUGAUCGACGUUGGAAACUAUACCAAGCUAAGCAAUCAAGAAUCUCUGAAGAGAAAAAUCGGUUGAAAUCGAUCAGGAUAUCAGGUGGUGAUCUGGCUGCUGAUGUUUCCAUAUAUUCUGGUCAACCAGUGAAGGAUUCGUCAACAUUAGAGAGUCUUCUUAAAAAGCCACACAUAGAGUAUAAACUUCUAGACAAGCAUGGUUUUGGAAAUGAGUGUCUAUCCAAAAUUGAAAAAGAAUGUGUAGAAAUUGAUAUAAAGUAUGAGGGGUUCAUUAUCCGACAGCAACAACAGCUGCAACAGAUGGUUCACAAACAACACAAACCUCUCCCAGAAAAUCUAGAUUAUUACUCAAUGACCACUUUGUCUCGGGAAGCACGUGAGAAACUCUCCAAGGUAAGGCCGCAGACCAUUGGCCAAGCUAGCAGAGUUGGUGGGGUAAGUUCUGCUGACAUUACUGCUCUCAUGAUCAUCCUGGAAACUAACCGAAGACAAGCGCAAGAGCAGAGUAGACGUCAAUUAAUGUCUUCUGUCUUGGUGGAGCCUGAAAAGGAAGUGUCUGAUUCGGUGGCAGAGACGAUCAAAUCUUAGUAUAUGAACCAAUGUGUCGCAAAUGUAAGUAAUACUUAAAUUGAUGAAUUCAAAAGUCCAUGACACCUGCUUCGGUUAAUAUGAUAAAUUGACCUGAUUCGCCUUUCUGGACUCUUGGAGAUGCUCUUCCUCAUGCUAUAAAUUUUUGGGCUAUGCCUAAAUAUUGAAACAACAGGCUCUGAACCGAGAAAAUUCGUCAUUGGCAAGCAACAAGAAAAUUCUAAGGCACAAAGAAAGGUGAUGUAUCUAAGUAAUUAUUCGUGACUGCUGAAUUAGUUAUCUACUUGCCAUUUUUUUGCAAAUCGAUUUAGUUGUUAUAUUAGCAUGAUUUGCCAUUUUUGUGAAUCAACUUACUCGUGAUAUUAUCAUGACAUGUUUUAUUGCUUCAUGCUUGAGGGCUAUAGAAAUAUUUGUUCUGUUGUGCA